AUGGGUAUACGUGGAUGGACGCCACGUAGAUUGCCGGAUUUUGCCGAGUUCGAGGGUCAGCUAGAGGAAUGGUCAAUAUUCCUGUGCGCGUUCACGGCGGCAACGGCAGCUUACCAGUGUACAGAUAUGGAGGAUAACCAGAGGCAAGUGAAAGCCCUGAAGGGCGAAGCCCGAGCAGCAGUGAAGCCGCUGCUUACCCACCUUGGCAAUGUGCAAGCUGUUAUGGAGCAGCUACGAUUCCGUUAUGGAGGUCCGGAUCUAUUGAUCUGUAGCCAUCUGGAGAGCGUGGGCGAUGUACAGCCAAUUCUAGAGGCCAGCAUCACAAUAAUCGUACAGUUCGCCACUAAAGUGAGCAAACUGGCAGCGUUCCUGCAGCCAACCACAACCGGCAACCAGCACCUAGGGAACCUCAAACCUAAAGAAGGAGCUGAUUCCCAAACUGCCGGUGAGCAAGAAGUUGGACUGAGCGAAGCGCUUGCUACGACACAGCCGUAUCCGACAGUGGAAAACCUGAGCGAUUGGCUUAAUGAAUUCGCCAAAUUGGUGUGCUCUGUCACGGACGGAAUCAAAGAGCAUCCGAAGCGAAGGGUUCUGCACGCGAAUACUGCUCGCGAGGAAGUACGGUAUGCAGACCGCUCCAGAUGUUGCCCUAUAUAUGAGGGACAGUAUGAAAUUAAGAACUGCAAGGAAUUCAACUACGCUUCUACGACACAGAUCGAGUUCGCCAGGAAGUUGAGGUUAUGUUUUUCAUGUUUGGAGUAUGGACAUACGGACCGGCUCUGCAAGAAGGGCCGCCGAUGCAACAUCUACGGAUGCCGAGUUAGGCAUCACUACCUACUCCAUGAACCAGUUGCAUAUCCCGGACGGCCGCCAGUCGGAGAUGGAGGCCCCAGGAGGGAUCAGAGGAGCAGUCAAAACCGGCGGUUGUACAGUGACAGCAGCCGACGGCUACGAAUGCCACAGUCAGUGGAUUCCAGCAAGAAGAGCCUGCCUACGUCAGCCGCAGUUAUAGACGCGGGAGGACGAGAGGCGAACGACAUUCGACCGCCAGGACUUAUAGCACCGAAACUUAAGUUAUGUUAA
Messenger RNA from Drosophila eugracilis, 1083 nucleotides. RefSeq lists its product as uncharacterized. NCBI's taxonomy places the organism in Eukaryota, Metazoa, Arthropoda, Insecta, Diptera, Drosophilidae. The transcript has a single exon. The record is from RefSeq and is a predicted model, not a curated record. Bases 1 to 1083 code for a protein of 360 amino acids.